This is a messenger RNA of Fulvia fulva, 459 nucleotides long. RefSeq lists its product as uncharacterized. NCBI's taxonomy places the organism in Eukaryota, Fungi, Ascomycota, Dothideomycetes, Mycosphaerellales, Mycosphaerellaceae. The coding region runs from base 1 to 459 and encodes 152 amino acids. The transcript has a single exon. The record is from RefSeq and is a predicted model, not a curated record.
AUGCGCUCGCAAGGACUUUUGGCGUCCACAUCGCACAGAUCCCACGGCUUCAGCAAGAAGCGACAGCCUUUCGAGCCCCGGGAGGAUUACUUCAAGGAUCCUGACGAUUGGGCUAGUCCGACUUACGGCAUGCCAGAGCUGUUCCACCAAUGCUUCGGGACAAGAAAAGAUGGAAAUGUUCUGCACUAUAUGACGUGUAUCGAGCUCAAUCUGCGAGCGUGGAGGGAAGAUGAUCUGGUAAUGCUUGAGUCCGCCUUCGAAAAAGCUCGAAGUGUGGUUUUUGUCGAGAAACGGACGCUGUCAGGCAAGCGAUUGGUUGGCUGGUGUAAUAGCGAUGGAUCGGUACCUGGGUACUGGUGGUAUGAAAAGGCUGGACUGCAGCUGUUGCCCUGUGAAGGGGAGACUGAGGACAAUGACCGCAAGAUGAUCGACAGACUCAUGGACUCAUGGCUUGAGUGA